Molecule: messenger RNA, 1578 nt
Organism: Erpetoichthys calabaricus (reedfish)
Lineage: Eukaryota; Metazoa; Chordata; Cladistia; Polypteriformes; Polypteridae
Gene: fxyd6
Product: FXYD domain containing ion transport regulator 6
Exons: 9
Coding region: 368-685 (105 amino acids)
Biological process (GO): regulation of sodium ion transmembrane transporter activity
Cellular component (GO): membrane
Molecular function (GO): sodium channel regulator activity
Source: RefSeq, a predicted model, not a curated record
ACCAGACGUGUGGAAGACGCGAACGCACACACAGGAGCACAUCCGUCCAGUCGCUAUAUACGGUCUGAAGAAACCCGGACUAGACCACCUUAUUAAAACACUCCUAGACCAGAGUAUCCCGCAAUAAUUAGUCUUCUAAACCAAACAACCCCCGAGCAGCGGGUGACACGCCACCCUUCUUUAAAGUCCAGUCCCAGACCAAGUCUGACUGCCGUGGGUCCCCAUCCAGAUCAAGGUGCCAGUGGAUUUGUAAAUUGAGAGGUGUUUUCAGCUACCGCUCCGUGCAAGGACUAAUCAUCUAGUGUGCCUUCACAGAUCACAUCGUAUCCAGUUCACGUACCUUCUAAGUCUCGGACAGAGAGUUGCCAUGGAAACUCUUUUGUUGGUCCUGUGUUCUCUCCUGGCUUACGUUUCCGCAGCAGACAAAUCUGACGCCACCGGUAAGUCGCCCAUUUCAGGUGAUAAAGAAAAAGAGUUGGGACCCUUUGAUUAUGAUUAUGAGAGCCUGAGGAUCGGGGGGCUUGUGUUUGCCGUUGUGCUCUUCACCCUCGGGAUACUCCUCAUUCUCAGCCGGCGAUGCCGCUGUACUUUCAACCAGAAAGCAAGACCAACUGGAGAUGAAGAAGCUCAGGCAGAAACCCUCAUCAUCUCCAAAGCGGCUGCAGCACCACGGACAGACAACUGAGGGACAGGUGAGCAACAGUGAGCACGCAGGAGUGCGAGAGGAUGACCGAGGAGACCAUUUCUCAUGAUGACCACUGACCAGAAGAGCCCAUCUAAGAGCUAUCCAGAAAAGCACGGGUCACAGCAACACCCCCUCUGUGCACUUCUCUGAUGCACAAUGUGUGCACGUGUAUGUGCGUGCGUGCGUGUGUGUGUGUGUUAUAAAUUAAUGUGUAGCAUCACUCGUUCCUGUGCUCAGUGACUGUAACUGCGUUUGCCACUCCAGUAGACCCCAAGCUGUCUUUCUCCAUUCCCUUAGGUAUCUUGUGAGGUUUCUGCUCUAGACUGUGACGAUCAGUCUGUGUCUGUGUGAACUGGCUGCUUGUGUGAGAGAAUGCAACCAGGUGUGCCAUGCGGGCACUCAAGAGAAAAGGCAGUGCCAGACAGCUCAGCAGGCAAAUAUGCAACAUGUCAGUCCUUGUUCCUAACCCUUAAACCUAUAGGUCCCCCAUACUAGAUCAGAAUCCCACCUCCCUUUGUAAUGAUUCCUUACCUGAUAGACUGCAUUGUACGGUGCCCACCGAUCAUUAAUGUUUUGCCUGGCAAUGAGAUAAGAAUGCAACAGACCCAGAAGUAGAAUUCCAGUUAACCACUGUGCCCAUCUGCUUCUCAUACUGGGAACAUCUGUAAUGGAGAUGGCUGUAGCGGUGAUCUUACAGAACUGGUUUGUUUAAAUGUGUGUGUGUGUGCGUGUGUGUGCGCGUGUGAGUGUGUGUGCGCAUUUCGUUUUCCUGUCUAUUAUGAUGUUGAUGUACAGACCAAUGUGGCGACUUAUUACACAUCCACAAGCCAUUGUACUGAGCGACUGCUGUAUCUGUGUUGUUCCCAUGUACAAUAAAAAGUAAUAAACUCCCA